Messenger RNA from Brugia pahangi, 354 nucleotides. The record is from the annotation of a GenBank genome assembly. NCBI's taxonomy places the organism in Eukaryota, Metazoa, Nematoda, Chromadorea, Rhabditida, Onchocercidae.
AUGGCUAUGGCAGUCUGUCCAGUGUGUAAAGUUGAUAGUGUGAAGAAACGAUUAACGUGGCGUGGUUUGCUACACGGUAUGCUGUGUUUUCCGUGUGGUAUCUACUGCUGCAUGAAGAGUCGUGUAUGGUUCUGUCCACUGUGUACCAACGAGGUUAACUAUUCUAAUGGAAGAGAACCAUCCUUUGGUCGAGAUUAUCGCUGCUACCGCUCAUUUAAGAAAGUACGCCAAACUAAUAUUAGAGAUGACCAUGAGCAAAGUACUCCGGCAAGUCGAACUACUGUGAGUUGCGGGAGGACAAUUUCUGGCGGCAGCGAAUCUAUCAAUUCUACAACACUGAUAUUAAAGCAUUAA